This is a messenger RNA of Nerophis lumbriciformis (worm pipefish), 579 nucleotides long. NCBI's taxonomy places the organism in Eukaryota, Metazoa, Chordata, Actinopteri, Syngnathiformes, Syngnathidae. The record is from RefSeq and is a predicted model, not a curated record.
AUGGCCAUCAACACGGACACCGACUUCCUCAAGUCCAACCUGGGCGAGGUCGGCGGUGGCGGUGGCGGUGGCGGUGGAGGAGGAGGAGGAGGCGCCCAGCUGGCUGACUUCCACGAGACCGAGAAGCUGCUGGCCGUCACCAGCGAGCCCGCCGGACAUGGGAUCAAGAUGUCCUCGUCCUUCUCCGUCAACAUGGACCACCACCAGUCCAAAGGAUCGGAGGCGGACCACAACGGCCACGGGAUGAGGUCGGGCUCCGCAGGGCAGCUGGCCGCCGCCGCGCCCCUUUCGCCGUCCAAAGUCAGCCUGAGCCGAUCGUCCACCGGCAACGCCACCGUGCAUGAGAGCCCCAAACCACGCGACUACCUGAUCCUGGUCAUCGUUUCCUGCUUCUUCCCCGUGUGGCCCGUCAGCAUCGUUGCUCUCGUUUACUCCAUAAUGUCUAGAAACAGUCUGCAGGCAGGGGACGUGGACGGAGCCAGAAGACUGGGUCGACUUGCGCGCCUACUGAGCAUCGUCUCCAUUGUGCUGGGCGUGGUUGCAAUCAUCGUCUUUGUUUCGCUUUCAGCAAUCAACUGA